UUUAUGUAAAUGAGUCUUCCGUUUUCACGUCAUCGACGUGCAAAAGAUUUUUUUUCAUGUUUCGCCAAAACGCUCGCCAGUUAAAUUGAGACAGGUUAUGAAAACUAAUACUGCAGGAGGACAACACAACGUACUGAGAACUACUUAAGAAACUAGACUCAACCUAACAAAGCCUGCUAAUCUAACUGGCGGGUAUGCAGCGGGUGGUAGUCGAGGAAUUUUUGCAUAUGUCCAAAACACACAACCGUAAAAUUACAACUAAUAACAAGAGCAACUACAAACCACUUGUCUCUAUUUAUUCGGUUCUGUGUUAAACCGUUGGUUUAAGAAUGGCGGAGCGCUUGGAAAGCGUCCAGGUAAACCCAAGUUUAAGCCAACUGAUGACGGGCGGAAUUUCUUCUCUGAAAGAAAUUCUAAAAAAAGUGGAACUUCCCUUGCAAAACGCCUUCCUAUCAGGACUUGUUUUGGGGUUGAAGGAGUUCUUGAACAAGUUGGUUUUCAAGUGCCCUGAACGCUACCAUAGAUUGUAUAGCAUGUUGUUUAUAUUUGUUCCAGUGGUGGCGUUCUUCUGUUUCGCGCUGAUAAUCUCAACGUCAUUUUGGAAGAUGGUAGCAGGGUGCUGUCGUCUUCCUACACAUCUUCGUCGAGUUAUCUGGCAACGCUCGAGAAGAUUCGUGUACCUCAGCACCCUCCCUCCCAUAGUGUGGCUUCUGUUUGCUCUAUUUGAUACGAAGUAUUACGUCUGUGCAAAGCUGGGUUCACUGGAGGCUCGACUUAAUAAAACUACGUCAGAUGAAUAUCCUGAAAUUUUAACCGAGUUCGAAGCUGCUAACACGGAGUCACAGGUCAUUGGAUUUAUUCUGCUGUCGGUUACGAUCCUUUUUGCGACGAUUUUAAUCUCCCUCGAUCGAUGUUUUUCCAGGUCCAAUACGGGAAUAAAAAAUGAACAGGAAUACGAGCAUUAUCUGGCCGAAGAAGAAAUCAGGUUGUUCAACCAGAAGGUAAAACCUUUAGCAAAAGAACAAGCUAAAGUGCAAGUGGAAGCUUUGUUUGAGAAAUACAAAGAGACAGGCGACAAUGAAGAGAUCAUACGUCAGAUAUCAAAACACAUAGCAGUAGAUUUCCCUUGGGCGUCAACUUACCAAGCUUAACAAUUAGAGUCAUGCCAACUUCCGUUUUCGUGAUAUCGACCCAACAAUCAGAAGCAACCUUUACCAAGGAAAACUGAUUCAACGCAAAAACUUUCACCGCCAUAAGACCACUCUUGUGAACGAGGCAUCAAAAUGAAACGCUCUAUUUAAAGCUCCGCUAAAAUUAACAUUGACCUCUCACGGCUUUCGCAACUGUAUCAUGACAUUUACCCAGCAAUCAGUUUGCGUUCAAUGCGACCCGUGUUCAUGGACAACACUCCAAUGCCCCUAAAAGACCACUUAAUCAGGUUUCUCAAAUUCUCACUCAAACAUAACAAGUGAUUGAUCAGUGUAAGAGGAGCUAAACCAAAUGAAAAUAUCUCUUUGGCUGGUUUUCGCCAAAGAAAGGUUUCCAGGGCAAGAAACAUCACAAUAAUGGCAAAUAACCACGCUUUUCUUUUUCGUCAACAUUUCGAAAACAGUCAAGCUUUCAAACUAUGCCUCAUUUUCCAUUUGAUGACGUCUUGUCUGUGACGUUAUGACGUUACAUACGGUUCGUUCAUAAUAAGUUUCUUUUUCUUUUAAACAUCGACAAUUAGUGCAUACCUCGAACAUGCCUGAAACUCCGGUACUGUUUGAAGAGAGUCACAGCUGUUUUCUCUCUAAUAGCCGAGAGAGGUGGAUAGAAAAAACUGCCUCGCUGGUGCGAUUAUGGGGGAGAAUAGCACGGAGAGCCUGGGAAGCAUUUUUUAUGUUCAUACCAUCGAUAUCACGCAAGAAAGGAACAAUUGAUUAUUCUCAGCCGCCAGAAAUAACAACUCAGACUGUGAUUUUAUUACAAUGACAUAACACACUUUCAAUGACAAAAAAAAAAAAACUUACGGCCUUGAACUGAAAUACCUCUCUCUUAAUCGACAUUAUUUUCCUCCCAAACAUAUUAAGUGCUCUAUGUGUCGUCAAGUACAUUUUAAUGAAAGCAACUGCUCAUUA
Molecule: messenger RNA, 2120 nt
Organism: Stylophora pistillata
Lineage: Eukaryota; Metazoa; Cnidaria; Anthozoa; Scleractinia; Pocilloporidae
Product: calcium homeostasis modulator protein 6-like
Cellular component (GO): plasma membrane
Molecular function (GO): monoatomic cation channel activity
Source: RefSeq, a predicted model, not a curated record